GAAACGGGAACGUCAUUGUUGUUCUCUAGUUCGUAAACAAAGAUCAGCCAGCAGCCUGCCUUAUCGUUUCUCUUGAUCCACCCCGGGGCGAAUCACCAAUCAGCGAAUCACAGCGUUCGAGGGCGAGCGGGGUAGCCUAGCCAGCGAGCAUCAUGAAACCGACCGGUAAUGUGCUGGUCGCGCUGCGAAACCUGAUGAAGAGCCUGCCCAACAACCUCGGCUCGAUCAGCGCGUACAUCAUCCCGUCGAACGAUGCGCACCAGAGUGAGUAUUUGGCCGCGUGCGACGAGCGGCGCGCGUUCGUGUCCGGGUUCGAUGGUAGCGCGGGCACGGCGGUGGUGACGGAGCAGGAGGCCCUGCUGUGGACGGACGGGCGCUACUACCAGCAGGCCACCAACCAGAUGGACGCCAAUUGGACGCUGAUGAAGGACGGCCUGCCCACCACGCCGUCGAUCGACGCCUGGCUCGCCAAGACGCUCCAGCCCGGCUCGAAGGUGGGCGUCGAUGCGAACCUCAUCACGGCCGCCGCCUGGACCGGCCUGCAGUCGUCGCUGCGGACUGCCGGCUGCACCCUGCUGCCCGUUGCGCCCAACCUGGUCGACCUGCUGUGGACGGAGCGACCGGCCGUACCGCACAACCCGCUGCUGCCGCUGGCAACCUCCCGGACCGGCUGCACCGUGGCCGACAAGCUGGCGAUCGUGCGCGAGAAGAUGGCCGACAGGCGAGCCUCGGUGCUGGUGGUGAGCGCGCUGGACGAGAUCGCCUACCUGCUCAAUCUGCGCGGCAGCGACAUCGACUACAAUCCCGUCUUCUUCUCGUACGUCAUCGUCACGCCCGACGCGCUCCAUCUGUUUAUCGAUGCCGCGCAGAUGCACCCGGCGGUGGAGGAGCACUUCCGCGCCAACGGCGUGUCGGUGGACGUGCGGCCGUACGCGGACGUGCAGACGAUGCUGGCGCGGCUGGCCGAGCCCACGCCGGACGGUGCGCCGCUCGUGUGGAUCAGCUCCGGCUCGAGCUACGCGCUGGCCGCGCUCGUACCCGAGGAGCGCCGGCUGAACGACAUCACGCCCAUCAACCUCAUGAAGGCGGUCAAGAACGACACGGAGGCGGCCGGCAUGAUCGCGUGUCACAUCCGCGACGGUGUCGCUCUCUGCCAAUACUUUGCGUGGCUCGAGCGAUGCAUCCGCGACGGCACGCCGGUGGACGAGAUCAGCGGGGCCGACCACCUGGAGCAGCUCCGCAGCCGGCAGGCGGACUACAAGGGGCUCAGCUUCACGACGAUCAGCGCGUCCGGCCCGAACGGUUCCAUCAUCCACUAUCAUCCGCUGCCGGAAACGAACCGCCCGAUCACCGACCACGAGCUCUACCUUUGCGACUCCGGCGCUCAGUAUCUCGAUGGCACGACGGACGUCACGCGCACGCUGCACUUCGGAAAGCCCACCGCGGAGGAGAUUCGCGCGUUCACGCACGUGCUCAAGGGCCAGAUUGCGCUCGGGACGGCCGUGUUUCCGCGCAAGACCAAGGGCCAGUUUCUGGACACGAUCGCCCGCAAGGCGCUGUGGGAUUUCGGGCUCGACUACGGUCACGGAACCGGUCACGGCAUCGGCCACUUCCUGAACGUGCACGAGGGCCCGAUGGGCAUCGGCGUCCGGCUGAUGCCGAACGAUCCCGGUUUGGAGGAGAACAUGUUCCUCUCGAACGAACCCGGCUACUACAAGCGCGACCAGUUCGGCAUCCGCAUCGAGGACAUCGUGCAGGUGGUGACGGCCAACGUCGGUACCAACUUCGAUGGGCGCGGCGCGCUCACGUUCCGCACCAUCACCAUGUGCCCGAUUCAGACGCGCCUGAUCGACGUGAGCCUGCUGACGGCUAAGGAGCGCGACCAGCUGAACGCCUACCAUCGGAUCGUGCGCGAAACGCUGACGCCGCUGCUGCGCGACCUGCAAGACACCGAAACGCUGGCCUGGCUGGAACGGGAAACGGCGGCCAUCUAGCGCCCGCAACCCUAGAGCGAUUUUCCACUUUUUCUAGCUUUUUGUUUUGUACCGGCACCGGCGUAACCCGGGGCCCGUUUUCGAUCAUUUUUCCUCCCAGAAGGUUUGGUCGACUCAUCCUUCUGCGUGCGUCAGUUCUCUCGUGGAAAAGUUAAUGCUAUCCUGGUGGUGAACACCACUUUCUGCGCCAUUUCGAAAAAUCGAACAAAAGAAAGAAAUGUUUGUAUGAACCAAAAUAGACAAGAAAAAGCAUAACACCAAACUGAAGUGUACGGAUUUUAAACUAGUUGGGAGAGAACUGUUAUCCUUUUAUGCUUGUCAAUAUCAUUUGCAUUCUUCAUUAACAAAUUGAUAUUCAUGUCAAGAAUCAUUUGAUUGUGUGAGAUGAAACUUCCUUUUUCAGGUAUCGAUAUUGGUUGGAAAGCUACAACUUAUGACAAGUGAAGGCGCUUUUCCACUUCCUCAUUGGUUUUCAGUGUUUCGUGUGGUCGUUCUACAAUAGGAAUAACAAAUAAGCU
This is a messenger RNA of Anopheles coustani, 2512 nucleotides long. RefSeq names its product xaa-Pro aminopeptidase ApepP (gene ApepP). Gene Ontology annotation, molecular function: metalloaminopeptidase activity. The transcript is spliced from 4 exons. The record is from RefSeq and is a predicted model, not a curated record. The coding region runs from base 153 to 1994 and encodes 613 amino acids. NCBI's taxonomy places the organism in Eukaryota, Metazoa, Arthropoda, Insecta, Diptera, Culicidae.